AUGAAUACGAGUAAAAAGGUAAUGGAUAACAAUGUUAAACGAAAGAGAAGCUUUUCAGCCUUACCUAUAGUCCACAAGCUUCCAGGAAAGAAUGCGGAUUCGGGGCGAGCUCGGUUCUAUAGCGUAUCCUCCCAGAUUGUUCCUCAAACAAUUCAAGUAACUGACGACUUAGGCAGGAAAGCCGCGGCAACAGAGCCUAAGAGCUCGUCGCCAGCAUUGGCAGAUCUCUCGAAAGUUGGAUUCCAAUCCAUCUAUCGUGAUCCUACUGUCAAGAAGAGUCAAAGAAGUAUCAAUACGCCAGAGCCAUCUGCAAAACUUCACGCGACAAGUUCAAGCUCUUCAAUAAAAAGUAGCACAAUAACAAGUAAUCGGUCAUACAGGAGUGGCUCCAAUACUUCGGGGCUGAGCCAUAAACGGAGUGCCCUUUCGCUGUCAAACAAGCUAAGUGGUAAAAAAUCGGUCGACACUUUUGACCGAGAGAAGCGCAAAAUCAACGGGGUUGAUGGCAGUUCGUCCAGCAUCUCGUCAAGCAACAAAGAGCGAUCCCGAUUAUUUACAAAUACACUCACCUCUGCUGCCCGUAAACUAUUUCACAGAAAAGAUGGACGACAAGAGAAGCGAGGCGAGCAACUUAAGUCCCCCACAGCUGUAACAUCCUCAACCUUUGGCCGGUUCCUGCACAACAAAUAUAGCAAACAUGUGGGGAAAGCGACUGCACACUAUAAAUACUCGUCUGGAAGCUUUAUAGAUUCCGCGAAGUCUAAUGCCAACAACCCCAGUACAAGCAACGACGUACCGCUGCAAUUAGUGCAAGAGUCCAAUUUAGACGCAAGUGACAUUCAAAUGCUACAUGAUCUCAUCAAAAAUCUGAAAUCUUUAGAGUCUAACUAUCGUACUUUUACGGUUGAAGAGCUGGACGCUUUGAUGAGUAACGUUUGGGGAGUAUACUGCAGCGUUGUUCUAACCCUAUUCAAGAACCGAGAACUUUGGGAGCUUCCUGCCAAAAUAGAAGAUUUGAAUAAGAUUCUCUCAUUUUACAUCAAGCUAAAGACAACAUCAAAAAACGCCUCCGCUAGUUCCAAGUUUUUAAGCGAAAUCGAAGAAUUCUUAACAACUUGCCUUUACACUUUGGAAAACCAAAUUGUGUUCAAUUAUAGCAACGAAAACACAAUUAACACCGCGUUAAAGAGGCUCUGCGUAAUAUGGGAGGUUUUUUACCAGCAGAUAUACCACAGCACAAUAGCGUUGUUUCUGCCUUUGAGCAAUAGUUUCCUUGUGGAUACUCGAUAUUGGUCAGAGACGUUUAACGGUUUCUCCAGUGAUGGCAUCGGAAAUAAACGAGCUGGUUCUCUGUCUUUAGACUUUCUUUUGCUAAAAAGCUUUCGCGACUCGAUUGUGUCCCCGUACUAUCAAAGUUUUAUCAACAGUCAUGAGGGCGCCAGCAAGGGAUUCCACCUUUACAUCAUGAGCGAAGAAGAGGAGAAAGGUGUAACUCAACAGGAUAAGUUGGUACUCCUUCAAUGCUUCGGAAUUCUUUCUUCCAUACGAGGCACUGACAUCAAACAAAGAGUUGUUGACGAACUGCUAGUGGGGAUAAGAAUGAGUAUAUGA
This is a messenger RNA of Lachancea thermotolerans CBS 6340, 1611 nucleotides long. RefSeq names its product Bit61p (gene BIT61). The record is from RefSeq and is a predicted model, not a curated record. Bases 1 to 1611 code for a protein of 536 amino acids. Gene Ontology annotation, biological process: TORC2 signaling. NCBI's taxonomy places the organism in Eukaryota, Fungi, Ascomycota, Saccharomycetes, Saccharomycetales, Saccharomycetaceae. Gene Ontology annotation, cellular component: TORC2 complex. The transcript has a single exon.